UCUGUUGCUGCAGCAGGGCAACACCAACAUUAUCACUUUGUCAUCCAUCAAAGAAAGGGAUGCAGCUCACGUUUGUGACAUCAAACACCAAUAAUGGUGCCUGUUUCUUCACAGAGUGUGCAGUGAAGCAAGAACAAUACCCAGUUCCUCAGAAGCAAGAAAAAUGGAAGGUUUUGAAGAGCAUGGCUCCACCUCUAUUGGCUGCAGCUCUGGCCUUGUCUCCAAUCUGCAUUACUCCUGUCUCACAUGCCCAAACUAUCGAUGUUCAGAAAGGAGCUGCAUUGUUUCGUACUACUUGCAUUGGAUGUCAUGAUAUGGGUGGAAACAUAAUACAACCAGGUGCAACACUCUUUACUAAAGAUCUACAGAGAAAUGGAGUUGACACAGAGGAGGAGAUAUAUCGUGUUACUUACUUUGGCAAGGGAAGAAUGCCAGGAUUUGGUCAGAACUGCACACCAAGGGGCCAAUGCACAUUUGGAGCUCGUUUGCAGGAUGAGGACAUUAAGCUUUUGGCCGAAUUUGUCAAGUUACAGGCUGAUCAAGAUUGGACGAGUAACUUAAGUAACGAAUGAUGAGUAUUUGACCCUAUGAGAUUGCUGACUCAAAUUCUCGGUAACCCUUUUCUUUGCGUAUUGUAUAUUACUCAGUAGUACAUUAAUGUGGGUAUGAUCCUGUAUUUUAACUUGAACACAAGCUUUAUAAAUAUCGAUGGGAACUUAGCCUGUCACUUCUGAUACUCAAUCAAGUUCCUCCUUUUAUGGUCC
Messenger RNA from Fragaria vesca subsp. vesca, 764 nucleotides. Its product is annotated as cytochrome c6, chloroplastic-like. The transcript has 6 exons. The record is from RefSeq and is a predicted model, not a curated record. NCBI's taxonomy places the organism in Eukaryota, Viridiplantae, Streptophyta, Magnoliopsida, Rosales, Rosaceae. Bases 60 to 572 code for a protein of 170 amino acids. Gene Ontology annotation, molecular function: electron transfer activity; heme binding; iron ion binding.